This is a messenger RNA of Cercopithifilaria johnstoni, 1413 nucleotides long. NCBI's taxonomy places the organism in Eukaryota, Metazoa, Nematoda, Chromadorea, Rhabditida, Onchocercidae. The record is from the annotation of a GenBank genome assembly.
AUGACAGUAAAAUAUAAUUUGGCUGUAUCAACAUCCCGACCAUGGACAUUGUUCAAAUUAUUAUUUCGUUGGCGUGGAAGUGUUUGGAAAUCGGUGACCUUUGAACUUGUUAUUUGGUUAUUACUUUAUUUUACGAUUGGUAUUAUUUAUCGCAAAGUGUUAUCGCAUCAACAAAUCAGAGAUUUUGAAAGAAUUGCUCAUUUAUUGGAUGAAAAAUUAAAUCUAAUACCGCUUGAUUUUAUGCUCGGCUUUUUUGUCACAUCCGUUCUGAAUCGAUGGAUCAAAUUCUUUAACAAUAUUGGAUACAUUGAUAAUAUAGCAUUGAUGACAGCAGCCUAUGUAUGUGGUGAUGAUGAAAGGUCACGGAAAAUGCGUCGUAAUAUUGUCCGUUAUUGUGUCUUAUCGCAAGCGCUCGUUUUUCGUGAUAUUAGCAUGAAAGUGCGGAAACGAUUUCCGACAUUAGAUUCCGUUGUUGCGGCAGGAUUUAUGAUGUCACAUGAGAAAGCUAAAUUAGAUGAACUUCAUUAUCGCUAUGAUAAGCAUUGGGUACCAUUUCAAUGGGCUUUAGCAAUUUGCGAUGAUGCACGACAACAGCAAAAGAUAGCAAGUGAUUGGCUGCAACAGAAAGUUAGUGAAGAAAUUAAACGAUUUCGAACAAAUAUGGCAAAUUUAUAUAAUUUCGAUUGGGUACCAUUACCUAUUAUGUAUGCUCAAAUUGUUGUCCUCGCCGUUCAUUUGUAUUUUUUUGUUUGUACCAUAUCGCGGCAACAUAUUAUUUCAGAUGAAGCGCCUAAUAAGUCGAAAGUGGAUGUAUUUUUUCCAUUCAUGUCUGUUUUACAAUUUAUUUUUUAUAUGGGAUGGUUAAAAGUAGCUGAAGCAAUACUGAAUCCAUUUGGCGAAGAUGAUGAUGAUUUUGAAUGCAAUUUUCUACUCGAUAAAAAUCUUGCUGUAGGCUUAAUGAUCGUUGAUUUGGGCUAUAAUCAACCUCCAGCAAUUGAAAAAGAUCCAUUUUGGGAAGGACCUAUUGAACCACUUUAUACACAACAGUCGAUGAUACUUGAACGACGUAUGAGCAGUAUUACCGGUUCUCUUGCACAUAUUAGAUUAUCAGAUGAUAAAAAAGUUCAAAUGAUGCCAUUGCCUCAUAGCACGGAUUCAGCACGAAGUCCAUCAGUGAAUGAAGCUGGCAAUAUUUGCGAUAAAGAAUUGUCACGAAAUGAUCAAUGCGGAAAUGAUUUGCAAGUUACUGAUGUUCCCCAAGAACGGCGACGAUUUAGCUUAGGUGAUUAUUUGUAUUUGCCAUUUCGUUCAACAUUAUCAUCACGUGAUUCAAUUAACAUUAUCGGUGAGCCUCAUCAUCUGGAGGAUUUGACAGAAGAAAAUGAGGAUACUGUACAUUCACGAAAGGCUUAG